Carlito syrichta (Philippine tarsier) is the source of this 449-nucleotide messenger RNA. RefSeq names its product acyl-CoA binding domain containing 7 (gene ACBD7). Bases 1 to 267 code for a protein of 88 amino acids. The record is from RefSeq and is a predicted model, not a curated record. Gene Ontology annotation, biological process: fatty acid metabolic process. The transcript is spliced from 4 exons. NCBI's taxonomy places the organism in Eukaryota, Metazoa, Chordata, Mammalia, Primates, Tarsiidae. Gene Ontology annotation, molecular function: fatty-acyl-CoA binding.
AUGUCCCUGCAGGGUGAUUUUGACAGGGCCGCAGAAGAUGUGAGGAAGCUGAAAGCAAGGCCAGAUGAUGAAGAGCUGAAGGAAAUCUACGGGCUUUACAAACAAGCUAUCGUUGGAGACAUUGACAUUGAGUGUCCAGGAAUGUUGGAUCCGAAAGGCAAGGCCAAGUGGGAUGCGUGGAACCGCCAGAAAGGGUUGUCGAAGGAAGAUGCGAUGAGUGCCUAUAUUUCUAAAGCGAAAGAGCUGAUAGAAAAAUAUGGAAUUUAGAAGACAGCACAUGAGACGUUUUUCUUCUUGAAGCCUUCGUAAUGGUAUCAUGACAACAUUUGGGGGGAGAAUGCCCUGUGAACUCAAUGUUCAUGUAUAUUUUUGCUAUUAGCAUGAAUACAUAAUUAGGAGCACGCUGAAACUGCCUACUUAAGUGAAUUUUACUUGCUUAAGAAAGUUGA